Messenger RNA from Ilex paraguariensis (yerba mate), 1797 nucleotides. The record is from the annotation of a GenBank genome assembly. Lineage: Eukaryota; Viridiplantae; Streptophyta; Magnoliopsida; Aquifoliales; Aquifoliaceae.
AUGCAACAGCGGUCAGGGAAUGUGUUACCACCACCAGCAGAUGAGUACUGCAAUAACGGCUUUGUUUCCUCCAGAAAACCUAUUAAUAAGAGUGGGGUAAAUAAUUCUGCGAACAAUGUCCGAGAUUCUCCGCCUAAUAGUAGCUCUGGUGGACCAGUUGCUCUUCCAGCAGCAGCCUCAUGGGGAACACGUGCCUUAAACAACCAGCUACCACUUGUAAGUUUGGGGAAUUCAAAUGGACCUCUUAAGCAGAAACCUGAUGCGUGCAAUGGCUCAUUAGCGUUUUCAAUGGGAAUUGCAAGCCCAACUCAGGUUUCUAUAUUGCAUGCUGAUGUCGGAAAGAAGCUUAUUCCUAAUGGAGAAAGUCAUACGAUACAACAAAAUUUUAAAGCUAAGGCAUUGGAACCUAUGAAACAGGAUAUGGGUUCAGAUCGUCUAGCAACUGUAUCUGAAACUCCUGCCACACCAGGAUAUGCUGCUAGUUCAACUAUGAACAGCCAGUUACAUUAUGCACCUGCAUGCAAGGAUGAAGAUAAAUGUAGCGGUAUGCCACCCAAUGUUACAAAUUCUAUUGACCUAUCUGGGCAGUCAUGUGGUUAUGGCGGUCCAGGAAAAGAUGUAGACGUUGCAGACAAGAAGAUUCAGAAACUAUGCUCUUAUAUGUCGUCAUUGAGCAUUGAUAGAUCUCAAGGAUCACCACAAAGUUACGUGGAGCAACUUAGAGAACCUUUGACUUUUGCCGCGGGGAAUGCGGAGACAUCCACUAAGGAUAGUUCUGUUGCUAGAGAACUAUCUGAUUUUAGAUCUCAUUCAGAAACACACGUGGCACAGGCUGCAUUGGGUGAAGUAGAUGAUGAUUCACUAUUUUUUGAUGACCGGAGACUUAAGGAUCCAGAAGUUGUCACCAGUACAAGCUACUUACCUAAUUUAUCUCACUCUUCAUAUCUUUUAAAUCAAGUUAAGGGUUAUUAUCCUCAGUAUAAUGAGGAUUACAGUAAACUUAAUGUCAAUGUAGAUCCCCUUAUCGUAGAUAAGAAAUUCGACAUCAGUUCACCUCCGCAGACAUCUAGUAUUCAAGUUAUUUCUAAUGGGUACCCUGAGAAUCUAGUCAGCAGUUCUGCUCAUUUGGACAACACCUUUGACAAUUCCUAUAUGCUUCUAGAUGAAGAGAAAAGGAAGCACAUCGGAAGAUUAGACGGUGAAGUAACCAAUGUUGACAGCAACGCUGCUCUAGAUACGGGAGAGAGCAGCAUAAUAUCUAAUAUUUUGUCAAUGGACUUUGACUCGUGGGACGAUUCAUUAACUUCACCUCAGAAUUUGGCUAGGUUAUUGGGUGAAACUGAUAAACAGCAGGGAUCUCUUAGAGUAUCAAGUUCUUGGAAAGUUCAAAGUAGCAAUCAAUCCAGGUUUUCUUUUGCACGAGAAGAGGAUUCUAUAAAUCAACAUGUAGAAUCAUCUUUGAGUUAUAUUGGGCAACCUCUGAAGAAUCGCACNCUUAGAGUAUCAAGUUCUUGGAAAGUUCAAAGUAGCAAUCAAUCCAGGUUUUCUUUCGCACGAGAAGAGGAUUCUACAAAUCAAAAUGUAGAAUCAUCUUUGAGUUAUAUUGGGCAACCUCUGAAGAAUCGCGCUUUCAGCCAUGAUUUUGUUGAUAACAGAGAUUUUCAUCUUGAUAAGCUUGGUAAUUGCAAUGGUUUCUCUUCUGUUAAUUGUGAGGAAUUUGAUAAUUUUGCCAGCAGUCAAUCUCAUCUCUCUUCUGGCAAGCCUUCAGAUUCGGUGAUGACGAAGAAGUGGGCUUGA